Molecule: messenger RNA, 1911 nt
Organism: Hibiscus syriacus
Lineage: Eukaryota; Viridiplantae; Streptophyta; Magnoliopsida; Malvales; Malvaceae
Product: purple acid phosphatase 15-like
Exons: 9
Coding region: 118-1911 (597 amino acids)
Molecular function (GO): metal ion binding; acid phosphatase activity
Source: RefSeq, a predicted model, not a curated record
ACACUUGGAGCUUUGCUUUCAGAUUAUUCUGUGUUUCUUUCUCUCUGAUUUUUGCUUUGUAUCCUUUGUUAUUUUCUGAUAGUCAUCUUCUUUCUCCAUGCAAGAGAAAACCCGGUGAUGGGUUUGGCUAUGGAGUCUUCAAACAGGAUAGUACCGAGUUUUCUGAUUCUGCUAAGCUUUAUAUUUGUUGUUGUUAAUGGGCAAUUCCCAACAACCCUUGAAGGACCCUUCAAGCCAGUGACUGUGCCUGUAGAUUACGCCAUUGUUGGUAAAGUUACUAGAUUACCUGUUAACAAGAACCCUAUUAUAAGGCCAACGAUUGAGUUUCAGCCCGAGCAAAUUUCACUUUCUCUAUCUUCAAACUUCAGUUCGGUUUGGGUUUCAUGGAUCGCAGGGGAAUUUCAAAUUGGUGAUAAUGUAGAAUUAUUGGAUCCUCAAAGUGUAGCCAGUGUUGUUCGAUAUGGAGUCUACAGAUCGGAUCGAAAUAAUCAAGCUGUAGGCACUUCAUUUGUUUACAGUCAACAAUAUCCUAUUGGAGGACUAGAAAACUACACUUCUGGGAUUAUACACCGUGUUCUUAUCACAGGGUUGGAACCUGAUACUAUGUAUGAAUAUCAAUGUGGAGAUCCUAAUAAAACAAUGAGUGAUGUUCAUUAUUUUAGAACCAUGCCUUCCCCGCUUGAGGACUAUCCGAGCAGAAUAGCGGUGGUUGGAGGCCUCGGUCUUACUUAUAAUACUAGCACAACGAUUAGUCACAUGGUAGCCAAUCAUCCAGAUCUUGCUUUAUUGGUUGGGGAUUUAAGUUUCGCGGAUUUAUAUCGUACCGACGGAGCUUUGUCUGAUUGUCAAAAUUGCUCAGGUCCACAAACUCUUCGCCAAGAAACGUUUCAGCCUCGUUGGGACCACUGGGGAAGGUUUAUGCAGAUUCUAACAGCUACUGUUCCGACAAUGGUGAUAGAAGGGGAACAUGAGAUUGAAAAACAAGCUGAUAAUCAGACAUUCGCUGCUUAUAGUUCUCGAUUUGCAUCCACACACGAUGAAAGUGGGUCGACAUUGUACUACUCUUUCGAUGCUGGUGGUAUACAUUUCGUGAUGCUUGGUGCAUAUGUUCCCUAUGAUAAAUCAUCCGAUCAGUAUAAAUGGCUGGAACGAGACCUGAGUAAUGUCAACCGAAGUGUGACACCAUGGUUGAUAGCUGCUUGGAGUCCUCCCUGGUACAGUACCUACAAGGAACAUUAUAGAGAAGCAGAGUGUAUGAGAGUGGAAAUGGAAGAAUUACUAUAUAAACAUGGAGUUGAUACUGUUUUCAAUGGACAAGUUAAUGCCUAUGAGAGGUCAAACCGAGUAUAUAACUACACGCUGGAUCCGUGUGGCCCGGUUCAUAUCACUGUUGGUAGUGGUGGCAAUGAAAAGAAUUUAGCACUUGAGCAUGCUGAUGAACCUGGAAAUUGUCCGGUUUCCUCCAACAUCACAGAUGGAUUUAUGGGUGGCUUUUGUGGAUUCAAUUUUACAUCCGGUCCGGCAGCUGGUAAUUUCUGCUGGAAUGAACAGCCUGGAUAUAGUGCUUAUAGAGAAAGUAGCUUUGGCUAUGGGAUUCUUGAGGUGAAAAACCAGACUCAUGCCUUGUGGAUUUGGUACCGUAAUCAGGACCACUACUCGUCUGGUGCCGAUGUAAUUUACAUUGUACGACAGCCAGAUCGGUGCCCCAGUCCAACUGAAGGGUGUGUUUCCAUCGCAGGUGUAGGAAGUACCGGAUUCAUGCCCGGAAAAGAGACGAGAGAGGUGCAGCUUCAUAAUACUCAGGAAAAGGCUUAUGUACCAUCAUACAUACUACACAUUUUUUCUCUGAUUUACACAAUGUACAUGACUAGAAUCAAUUUUUGUCAUUUAGGAUCACAAUCAUUUGUAUGA